ACCGGGAACUCAGUGUGGAGAGUGGGGGAGGCAGAUACCGUCUCACAUUUGAAUAGUUCCUUUGUGUGUCCUGGGAGCCGGCACUCUGUUACUGGCAUGUACCAGGCAGACCAAACAGCUUGCUUCCUGUUGCAACUGCAUGGUUCCAGCUCUGUCACCAUUGUCCUGGGCAAGGGUCAGCCCGCACGCCGCAGGCCCCGCCACUCGCCCCGGCGGGCGGCAGCCAGCGGGUGCGCCCUCCACCGGGCGGGAGCCACCUGCGUCACGGGCCGGGGCCCAGACAGUUGCCAUGGCUCGGAGCUGCCUGGAGUCGGCCUGGCGGGAGCUGGACGAGCCGGAGCUGGGUGGAGGCUGGGAACUCUUCCUGGACAUCGCCGGAAUCCACAUUCACCGCCUCUACCGCGAGGAAUCAUGCCUUUAUGAAUAUAAAAUCUGCGGAACCUUUUCAGAUUGUGCCCCGGAGUUGUUUGUGGAAGUGUACAUGGACCUGGAGUAUAGGAAGCAAUGGGAUAGUUAUGUGAAAGAGCUGAACGAGCUGGAGCACGGCGGGCAGAAAGUGAUUUACUGGGAAGUUAAAUACCCAUUCCUCUUGUCUAACCGAGAUUACGUUUAUGGGCGUGAGCUUCAUAAUUUGGAUAUCAAUGGACGAAAAAUUUGGGUGAUUAUCGCAAAAUCAAAAUGUGUGCCGGGAUUACCAGCCAAAUCGGGCAUUAUCAGAGUGGAGGACUAUCAUCAAACUGUGGCUCUAGAGAGUGAUGGCAAACAAGGCACCAGAGCUGAUGUUUUCUUCUUCAGUGUUUCUGCAUUACUUUGAUAAUCCUGGAGGCAUGAUCCCAACCUUCCUCGUUAACUGGGCAGCAAAGAGCGGAGUGCCUUCCUUUUUGAAAGAUAUGCAGAAAGCUUGUGCUAACUACCCUGAAUACUGCAAGAAAUCUGGAAAAAAGUCAACAUUCUAUUGAUUGAGUCCAUAUCCGAUGAGAUGACAAUGGGUUGUUCUCACUGUUAGUGUGUUUUCAAGUAGUGGGGAAUUAUUCUCACAGAUAACACACUCUCACCUCAUUGUAUAUCACACCAGAGUGUAUUACUGUCAUAGAACAUAAAACUGUACAGCAUAGUACAGGCCCUUCAGCCCACUAUGUUGUGCCAACCUAGGUAAACUCUAUCUACACUCAAUCUAUUCCCAUCUCUACUUCACCUCCCAUAACCCUCUAAUUUUCUUUUGUCCAUGUGCCUAUCUAAUAGUCUCAAGUGACCCUAUUGUAUCGGCCCCUACCACCAUCUCUGGCUGUGUAUUCCAGGCACCCACUACUGUGUGUGUGUGUGUGUGUGUGUGUGUGUGUGUGUGUGUGUGUAUAUAUAUAAAGAAAAUAAAUAAAAAAAGAACCUUCCUCUGACAUCUCCCCUGAACUUUCCUCCAUGCACCUUAAAUGGGUGACCUCUAGUAUUGGCCAUUACCAUCCUGGGGAAAAGAUGGUGGCUGUCCACUCUAUCUAUGCCUCUCAUAAUCUCGUACACCUCUAUCAAGUCACCUCUCAUCCUUAGUCGCUCCAGAGAGAAAAGCCCUAACUUGCUCAACCUCCCCUCAUAAGAUAUGUUCUCCAAUCAGGCAUCUCCUCUGCACCCUCCAAAGCUUCCACGUUCUUCCUAUAAUGUGGCGACCAGAACUCAACACAAUAUUCUAAGUGUGGUCUAACCAGAGUCUUUAGAACUGCAACAUUGCCUCGGCUCUUGAACUCAAUCCUCUGGCUAAUGAAGGCCAGCACACCAUAUGCCUUCUUAACCACCCUAUCAACUUGCAUGGCAACUUUGAGGGAUCCAUGUACUUGGACCCCAAGAUCUCUCUGUUCCUCCACAUUGCUAAGAAUCCUGCCGUUAACCAUGUUUUUUUUGUCAUCAAUGAGUGAUUAGUAAGAUUUUAGAAAGCCACUACAUUCACUUUCCAAGGGAGACUGGAGUUCUAGAUUUGGGUGAAGAAUAACUGGUAGGAGUGGGCUUGUGGUUCUACUCUACUUCAGUAUUCUAAGGAGGGAAAAAUCUGGUAUGCUAACUUUGCUCUCACUUGGACUUGGUUUCCUGGCAUCAUCAUGAAGCUUUGCCACUGUUCAAAGUUGGCAUCCAUCUCUGGAUACAGGCCUGCAUAUUUUCAGACAUCUCCUUUCUCCAGUCGCCAUUCACCACUGCCCAUUUUCCUCAACACUGUUUCGCAUGGUUUGAGUUGGGCAGUUGUGCAUUUGAAGUCCACGUCUGGGGAACAGGUGAAGUGUGCUCCUCUGGUGCGAUAACUUUUAACUGUUCUUGCAUGGUUGAGGUCUGGACUAAUGCAUAGUUCAUGGGAAAUAGAUACGGAAGUUUUAACUGCUCACUGGAAGCAGCUCUCGACAGCAGCAUGGAUUUCUGCCCAAUUUGAUGGUGUAAAUCUGGGAACUGCUGCCAAUUGUUUAAUUUUCCAUACCAUACUAAUGUGCACCCUGGGGCAAAAGUUAUUUCUUUAGCUUUCAUUAAUUCACUCCUCUCGAGCGGUGGAGUCAGUGGCUUCCUCUCUAUCCGGACAAUGAAUAGCAUCAGGUUCCCUUGCUGAGCUCUGGCUGGUGCUUUCAUGGAUGCCCUGGUGGAUUAAUGCACAAUGCCAGUCUUGUAAAAUUAUUGAUGUAAAAUCUGUGGCAACUUUUUAGCUGUUGACCUGAAUGAUCUGAUGAAUUAAAUAUUUGCCUUUCUAUUUGAGGCAUAUCUCUA
This is a messenger RNA of Pristis pectinata (smalltooth sawfish), 2733 nucleotides long. RefSeq names its product phosphatidylcholine transfer protein (gene pctp). NCBI's taxonomy places the organism in Eukaryota, Metazoa, Chordata, Chondrichthyes, Rhinopristiformes, Pristidae. The transcript has 6 exons. Bases 140 to 814 code for a protein of 224 amino acids. The record is from RefSeq and is a predicted model, not a curated record. Gene Ontology annotation, molecular function: phosphatidylcholine intramembrane carrier activity; phosphatidylcholine binding.